Molecule: messenger RNA, 3865 nt
Organism: Dromiciops gliroides (monito del monte)
Lineage: Eukaryota; Metazoa; Chordata; Mammalia; Microbiotheria; Microbiotheriidae
Gene: SP2
Product: Sp2 transcription factor
Exons: 9
Coding region: 748-2634 (628 amino acids)
Biological process (GO): regulation of transcription by RNA polymerase II
Molecular function (GO): RNA polymerase II cis-regulatory region sequence-specific DNA binding; DNA-binding transcription factor activity, RNA polymerase II-specific
Source: RefSeq, a predicted model, not a curated record
GGUCCCCGGGGCGGGGCCGGAGCCUCCCCUUGGGGCGUUGAGGGGAGGCAGACCCCUAUCCGAGCCCACCCGCGGAGGCUGCGGGCACCGACGGGUGCAUCUCCUCUGGAGAGGCGGGGCCGGGCACCCGAGCCGCCCCCGGGCUCCGAGGCUCCCGGAAGGUCCCCCCAGUCACCGAGCGCGACUGUGGGAGCGUUGGGGCUCAGGGGCGGCCUAGCGCCCCGGGUGUUAGCUGGGAGGGGGAGGGGAGGGGAGGAGUCUGGAAGGAAGCUCCCUCCCGAGGGGGGCCCCGAAGAAAUAAAGAUAAAGCGGAUGAUGCCUUCUGUUCCCCGUCCACGGCUUCCCUUCCCGCCUCCCUUCUCAUUUUAGUUUACAAAACAAACCACCCCCAAACCUGUGUCUGCUCCGGGCCAUUGAGAACCUGCCCUUCUUGCAUUCCUUGGAUUCGAUUUCAGUGUGCUGUCAUGUUGAAUCGUUUCUUAAUUAACUUUGCGGGGGGAAGGGGGGAGCACAGUCGGGCUUUACUUAGUAUGUGUUUCCUGAAACUCAUCUUUUCUUCUGAGGUCACUUCUUGCUCCAGCAGGGUUGUUUCCCGGUGAAAUAGACAGGGGGCGAAUCUGUCAGACAACCUACCAAUUGGGCUGAUGUGAAUGUUCCAGUCGCUUCUAACAGGCGUUAAUACCUGUUGGAAAUGGAUUCUCAUUGGCUGGGGCGAUUGGAGCAGUCAGUGGGACAGCAGUGUUCUCAAUGAAGAUCAACGGGGAAGGAAAGGGGUCACAUCAUCAUUAUUGGCCAGAAGAUCAACAGACCAGUAUGGCUGCCACUGCUGCUGUCAGUCCCAGUGAAUACCUGCAGCCCGCUGCCUCCACUGCCCAGGACUCCCAGCCAUCACCCUUAGCCCUGCUUGCUGCAACAUGUAGCAAAAUUGGUCCCCCUGCUGUAGAAGCUGCUGUAACACCUCCUGCUCCUCCGCAACCCACACCACGGAAACUCGUUCCCAUUAAACCUGCCCCACUUCCCCUCAGCCCCGGCAAGAACAGUUUCGGGAUCUUAUCCUCAAAAGGGAACAUACUCCAAGUCCAAGGUUCACAACUGGGCACAUCCUAUUCAGGCGGUCAACUGGUGUUUGCUAUCCAGAACCCUACGAUGAUCAACAAAGGGGCCCGGUCCAAUACCCACAUUCAGUACCAAACCGUUCCUCAGAUUCAAGCAGGCAGUGGGCAGACCAUCCAAGUGCAGCCUAACCUCACCAACCAGAUCCAGAUCAUCCCUGGCACCAACCAAGCUAUUCUGACUCCCUCCCCAUCCAGCCACAAGCCUGUCCCAAUCAAGCCCGCCCCCAUCCAGAAGGCCGGCUCUACAACACCUCUGCAGAGCCCAGGCAGCAUGGUGAAGCUGACGGGCGGUGGCGGCAAUGUGACCCUCACUCUGCCUGUCAACAACCUUGUGAGUGCCCCGGACUCGGGUACCCCGACUCAGCUGCUCGCUGAGAGCACCACUGCCCCACUGGUCAAGCCAAACAAAAAGAUGAGGAAAAAGGGCCUCCCUGCCUGCUCACAGCCGACCAUGGCAGUAGCUGAACAAGUGGAGACCGUGCUGAUUGAAACAACGGCAGACAACAUCAUCCAGGCAGGAAACAACCUCCUCAUUGUGCAGAGUCCUGGAGGGGGCCAGCCUGCUGUGGUCCAGCAGGUGCAGGUGGUGCCCCCUAAGGCAGAACAGCAGCAGGUGGUGCAGAUCCCCCAACAGGCCCUUCGAGUGGUGCAGGCAGCCUCAGCUACACUCCCCACUGUCCCUCAGAAGCCCUCCCAGGACUUGCAGAUCCAAACGCCUGAGCCAAUACCAACUCAGAUCUAUAUCAGAAUGCCUUCAGGGGAGCUUCAGACAGUCCUCCUCCAAGAACCCCCUUCGAUGACAGUGCCUGCUGCCUCCACCACCUCUUGUAGUAGCCCUGUAACCCGGGGCCCCAACUUGGGAGGCACCAGUAAAAAACAGUCAACUGCUGCCUCUCGGAAAGAACGGCCCCUGCCAAAGAUUGCUCCUGCUGGAGGCAUCAUCAGUCUGAAUGCAGCCCAACUGGCGGCCGCUGCCCAAGCUAUGCAGACCAUUAAUAUCAAUGGGGUCCAGGUCCAAGGUGUGCCUGUCACUAUCACCAACACUGGAGGGCAGCAGCAGCUCACUGUACAAAAUGUUUCUGGGAACAACCUGACUAUCAGUGGCCUGAGCCCUACACAGAUCCAGCUGCAGAUGGAGCAGGCACUUGCGGGAGAGGUCCAGCCAGGGGAGAAGAGGCGGCGGAUGGCUUGUACUUGCCCCAACUGCAAGGACGGGGAGAAAAGGUCUGGAGAACAGGGUAAAAAGAAGCACGUGUGCCACAUCCCUGACUGUGGAAAGACCUUCCGGAAGACAUCACUUCUGCGUGCCCACGUGCGCCUGCAUACUGGAGAGCGGCCCUUCGUCUGUAAUUGGGUCUACUGUGGAAAGAGGUUUACACGUAGUGAUGAACUCCAGAGGCACGCCCGGACCCAUACAGGUGACAAGCGUUUUGAGUGUGCCCAGUGUCAGAAGCGCUUCAUGAGGAGCGACCAUCUAACCAAGCAUUACAAGACCCAUCUGGUCACAAAGAAUUUGUAAAGCCAACGGCAUUGGAGGCCCUGCAGAUUCAACUCCAAUUCAGCCUGGGGCCCCCAGAGUCAAAGAGGCACCACGGCUGACUCCUUGCCCCCUAGUCCCUGACUGUGGCCCUGCAGAGAGGGGCUCCAAUUACCAUGUUUCUUCCUUCCUAAGCCAUUUGGCUGCCACAAGAGCCCCUCUUCCCUCCACCAUAAGCUCCUGGCCCAGAUCCCGGACAUUGGCCAUGUACAAUGAGACGUUCUCAACCAGGACGAGUGGGAACCUUUAUUUCCAAAGGAAAAACAUGAAUUUCACUCCGUCGAGGAGCCAAGUGAGUCCCCUUCCUUUCUCCUCCCCCAUCCCAUAGUACUGACAUGGCCCAGGGCAGGGGAGCCAGAAAGGAGAUGCAUACCCCUGUGCCAUCCCCUCUCCUGUGGGUCUGUCAUGCCCUCUUCCCACCUGAGGGCAGCAUGGCAGCAACAUACUGAACACCUGGGACAUGGUUCCAGAGCCCCCAUCCAAGGGCCACCCACAAAGAAAGUGGGAAGGACACCUGCCUCCCCUGCCCCCCCCAAAACAAAACACUUUCUUCCAGCACAUUCCAACUUUAUAUUUUAAAAGUAUAUAUAACCACAGACUCCUUCUGAUCUUCCCUGUUUUUCUAUGAAGAACGUUGCCUUAUACUCUACUUCAGAUAAUGAACACUGUGUAUUGUGUGCGCUUUUGAAUAAUUUUAUUUAAUUGCUUCCUUUCCUUAUCUCUCCCCUUCCCCCAUUCCUUUUUCAGUUUGGGGUUGGGGUUUUGUUUUUUGGACAAUGAUGAACAGAAAAACAUUUUUUUUCCCCUUUUCAUAGACUUUUCACUUCUAAAUAACGUAAAAUUUCAAUUUGAAUCCGGAGCCUGAUUCCUUUUUUUUAAAAACCCUCACACACACACAAACAUACUGUCCUCUCCCCUUUCCACUUUUUUCUCAUCCCACACCCCACUCAGAUCCCAUUUGUGUAUAGUGUAUAUUGUAUAAUAGACAAUAUUGUGUCUACUACAUGUUUAAAAACAUAUUGCUUGUUAUUUUUGAGGCUUUUAAAUUAAAACAAAAAUCCACUUUAUUUUUAGUUGUAACUGCUUGAGGUAUGUUUUUUGAAUUAAGUGACAGAUUUGUUAUCCUUUAUUAACAAUGUACUUUGUUGGUCAGCACAGAGCUGACAAAGAAUUUUUUUCUUGCUAAUAAAUUUAGUUGCCUGAGGCAAAGUCA